Messenger RNA from Ceratitis capitata (Mediterranean fruit fly), 1932 nucleotides. RefSeq names its product general transcription factor IIF subunit 1 (gene TfIIFalpha). Gene Ontology annotation, cellular component: transcription factor TFIIF complex; nucleus. Gene Ontology annotation, molecular function: TFIIF-class transcription factor complex binding; DNA binding; RNA polymerase II general transcription initiation factor activity. Bases 138 to 1784 code for a protein of 548 amino acids. Lineage: Eukaryota; Metazoa; Arthropoda; Insecta; Diptera; Tephritidae. The transcript has 5 exons. The record is from RefSeq and is a predicted model, not a curated record. Gene Ontology annotation, biological process: transcription initiation at RNA polymerase II promoter; positive regulation of transcription elongation by RNA polymerase II.
UUUUUGUUUACCGUCACUUUAUUGCAAUUGCAAUAUUAAUUUUGCUUCUUGCUGUUUGAUAGAUUUUUAAUUGUAUAAAAUUUAUUGUUUUCCUUCUUAACAAAAAAAAACUUUUGUGAAAUAGUUUCGGUGUAAUAAUGGCAUCUAAUGUAAAACCUGGUACUAGCUCGGCUAGCACCAGCGGUUCAACGUCAUCCACGUCGACACCAGCCCCACCAACUAACAUACAGGAAUUCAAUAUCAGAGUACCUAAGAAUUUACGAAAAAAGCAUCACGUUAUGCGCUUUAAUGCCACAUUAAACGUUGACUUUGCUCAAUGGCGGGGCGUAAAAAUGGAGCGCGAAAAUAAUAUGAAAGAAUUUCGUGGGAUGGAUGAAGAUAUGCCAAAGUUCGGUGCAGGCUCAGAAUAUAACCGUGACCUUAGGGAGGAAGUGCGUCGUAAAAAGUUUGGCAUAAUUGCCAAAAGAUAUAGGCCUGAGGCACAACCCUGGAUAUUAAAAGUUGGAGGGAAAAAUGGUAAAAAGUUUAAGGGAAUUCGUGAAGGUGGCGUUAGUGAAAACGCUGCCUUCUAUGUAUUCACUCAUGCUCCAGAUGGUGCGAUAGAGGCAUAUCCUUUAAAUGAAUGGUAUAAUUUCCAACCAAUUCAACGUUAUAAAUCGUUAUCCGCUGAAGAGGCUGAACAAGAAUUCGGACGAAGGAAGAAAGUAAUGAAUUACUUCUCUCUUAUGUUGCGUAAGCGUUUGAAAGGUGACGAGGAAGAGGAACAGGAUCCCGAGGAGGUGAAAUUAAAAGGUGCAGCUAAAAAACCGAAAGAAUUAAAGAUCAGCGAAAUGGAUGAAUGGAUAGAUUCUGAUGAAGAAUCAGAUUCCGAUGAAGAUGAAGAAAAAAAGAAAAAAGAGGAGGACAGUGAUGACGGUGAUGGAAAGAAAAAAGGUAAAAAGGGUCAACCGAAAAAGCCAAAGAAAAAACGAGAUGUAGACGAUGAAGCUUUCGAAGAAUCGGAUGAUGGAGAUGAAGAAGGGCGUGAAAUGGACUACGACACAGAGUCUAGCGAAGAUGAACCCGACCCAGAAUCAAAAUUGGAUAAGGAUAUGAAAUCUGUAGCCGAAGAGGAUGCCUUGCGCAAAUUACUGACAUCUGAUGAAGAAGACGAAGACGAGGAGAAGAAAUCUGAUGAAUCGGAUAAGGAAAAGGACAAAAAUAAAGAAGAAGGAGGCAAUAAAGAAAAAAAGAAAACGAAGAAAGUUUCAAAAGAGGAAAAGAAAGAUUCUUCCAGUGAUUUUAGUUCGGACAGCAGUGAUUCGGAAGAAGAAAGUGCCAAUAGCAAGAAAAAAAUCAAGGAAACACCGAAUAACAAAAGCGCAGGUAAUAAUAAUUCUCGUUCUGCAACACCCACAAAUCCAACAACGAACAGCGCCACCAAACGUAAGGUCAACAAUAGCAUGCCAAGCGAUUUGACAGCUUCAGAAAACAGCAACAGCCCAGUAAGCACCCCGGCAAAACGUACGAAAACUGAGGGGGCGCCCAUGGUACCAUCUACCUUCGCCGGAGUAGUAAAUGCUAACAAUAAAGAUGACUAUGGCAUUACCGAGGAAGCCGUUCGACGUUAUUUAAUGCGAAAGCCCAUGACACCAACAGAACUGUUAACGAAGUUUAAAAACAAGAAGACUGGAGUUUCCAGCGAUCGGUUGGUGGAAACAAUGACUCAAAUAUUGAAGAAGAUCAAUCCUGUUAAACAGACCAUACAAAACAAAAUGUACUUGAGCAUCAAGCCAACAAAGUAAUAAUGGUGCAAUUGUCAAAGUCUUGAUGUACGGAUUUAAUCAAAUGCGCGAUGUAUUGGAUAUGAAACUGUUUUUAGUUGUUUUAUGCAAUGUUUCUAGCUCUAAAAUAAACAUACGUUAAUUAAAAAAAGUUUUAUAAUCAAAUAAA